AUGGCGGCCGCGGCGCCGCCCAAUGGCUCCAAGGCGGUGACCCUCCUGCUCCGCCUGUGCACGUUCGGGCUGGCGCUCGCCUCGGCGGUCGUCAUGGCCACCGCGAGCGACUGCACCAUCUACGGCGCCGACAGCACUGUCGCCACCACCGUCACCUUCAAGAACUACUCACCCUUCAUCUACUUGGUUGCGUGCAACAUCACCGCGGCGAUCCUGGAGAUGGCGGCGAUCUACCUGCAGCUUGUCAUCAAGGGCGACAACGAGGAGGAGGCGCCCGUGCUUCCCGGGGUCAUCCUGGUCGUCCUCGACGUCGCCGUGCAGGUGCUCCUCUACUCAUCGUCGGGUGCGGUGUGA
Molecule: messenger RNA, 354 nt
Organism: Panicum virgatum (switchgrass)
Lineage: Eukaryota; Viridiplantae; Streptophyta; Magnoliopsida; Poales; Poaceae
Product: CASP-like protein 1U2
Exons: 2
Coding region: 1-354 (117 amino acids)
Source: RefSeq, a predicted model, not a curated record